This is a messenger RNA of Vicia villosa (hairy vetch), 2089 nucleotides long. RefSeq names its product type I inositol polyphosphate 5-phosphatase 8. Gene Ontology annotation, biological process: phosphatidylinositol dephosphorylation. The coding region runs from base 290 to 1642 and encodes 450 amino acids. Gene Ontology annotation, molecular function: phosphatidylinositol-4,5-bisphosphate 5-phosphatase activity; inositol-polyphosphate 5-phosphatase activity; phosphatidylinositol-3,4,5-trisphosphate 5-phosphatase activity. Lineage: Eukaryota; Viridiplantae; Streptophyta; Magnoliopsida; Fabales; Fabaceae. The record is from RefSeq and is a predicted model, not a curated record. The transcript has 10 exons.
GUCACAAACACACACCAUCCCAUAUUCUCUCAAAUCUCACAACUCAUACACAACCUUUUUUCUUUUCCAAGAAACACCUGAAAACUCAAAACCUCUUUUUCUUUCACAAACACUAUACCCUUAAUUCCUUCAUCUAUGUUCCCUUCUUCCAUUUCAAAAACUCAUCAAACCUUCACUAAAAAACUAGCCUUAUCGUUUUCACCAUCAUUCUCUCAUUAAUCUCAAACCCUCCGUUACGUCCCCGUUCUUGGUCAAAUUUUUUUUAAGUGAUCUAGAAGGUGAAAUUGCAAUGAAAAUAGAAUCGAAAAAAACCAAGUCAUGGUCGAAACUAGCGAUUAGGAACUGGCUUAGUGCAAAGAACAGUUCUGAAAAGUUUUCUUCAGACUACACUGAUAAAGAACAAGAUAGUUACAUCCUCGUACCAGAUAAUUUCUCUGGGUGGUUGAAGCAAUCCCCAACUGGCGUAAAAUGUUCGGUCUUUGAAGAGAAAAAACCUUCUAUCAACACCAAUCCUCUAAACCUUAGGAUGUUUGUUGGGACGUGGAAUGUUGGGGGGAAGUCACCAAAUGAAGAUUUGGACUUAAGGAAUUGGCUUACGUCUACUUCGCCAGCUCACAUAUAUGUUAUUGGGUUUCAAGAAAUAGUACCUUUAAAUGCUGGGAAUGUUCUUGGGUCAGAGGAUAGUGGCCCAGCAACAAAAUGGUUGGGCCUUAUUCAUGAAGCCCUAAACACAACCAACUAUGAAAGCCCAAAUGAGAAGCAAUGUUUUAGCCUAGUAGCCAGCAAGCAAAUGGUUGGUAUUUUUUUGUGCGUGUGGGUGCGCGCUGAUUAUCGCAAUCAUGUUAGUAAUUUGAAAGUGUCUCGAGUUGGCACGGGCAUCAUGGGCUAUCUCGGAAAUAAGGGUUCAAUAUCAAUUAGCAUGAGAUUGUUUCAAACUACAUUCUGCUUUGUUUGUACUCAUUUGGCCUCUGGAGAGAAAUAUGGUGACGAGUUGCGAAGAAAUUUGAACAUAUCGGAAAUCAUUAAGAGAACUAAGUUUUCUCACUCACUUGGCAUAUUAGAACAUGAUAACAUUAUUUGGUUGGGGGAUUUGAAUUAUCGACUUGCCGCGGGUUUCGACGACAUACACGAGCUACUAAAGAAGAAGAAUUUGAAGGCAUUACUAGAAAAAGAUCAGCUUAGAAUGGAGCAAAAAGCUGGAAGAAUAUUUGAAGGUUGGAAUGAAGGAUCCAUAUAUUUUGCUCCUACUUACAAAUACUUAACAAACUCAGAUCAAUACGUUGCACAAACAUGUAAAUCCAAGGAAAAACCACGUACUCCUGCAUGGUGUGAUAGAAUUCUAUGGAAAGGAGAAGGAUUGAAUCAGAAAAUGUAUGUUAGAGGAGAGUCAAAAUUCUCUGAUCAUAGACCAGUGUAUUCAUUAUUCACGGCACAAGUGAACAUGAACAUGGAAAACAAGAAUCUUACUCGUUCUGUUUCUACUACUGUCUCAAGAUCUUGUUCCUUAAAACCAUUUACAGAUUCUGCUGUGUUAUCUUCUACUUGUUGUUGUGCUGCUGCUAAAGUACAAGCUGAAGAGCAGAUUAUGUUGCUAGCAACUAGGGCACAGAGUUGCAUAGACUCUGUUACAAGGUUCUUGUAGUGAUUGGAUGGUUACAGAAUUGGAGAUAGGGGUUUUAUGUGGAAUAGUGAUUUGUUAUGCAGCUUUUUGGAGCAUAAUGGAUUUGGUUUUUUUGAGGUUGAUUGAUGAUCAAUGUUGGAAUGGGAGGGACAGAAUCUAUCUGCAGCUCUGGCAAUUUUUGAGCUGUCAAUAUGUCAUAGGGCAUAAUAGGUUUGGAGAAAUAUAGUUUUUGUUAAAUUUGAAAUAGUUACUUCAAGGAUUAUGGUACAUUAGUAUGGAUAUAUGUUUAUUACUAUACUAUUAUCCAACUUGUAUUGGUGUUAACUUGUAUAGAUAUAUGGUUAUUAGUAUUAUCCAACUUGUAUUGAUAUUUACUUGUAUUAGCAUUGUGUGGAGGUUGUAAUAGUAUAACAAUGUGUUGAGAAAAGGGUUAAAUUUAUGCCCAAUCAACUUAUUUUGUACUUGGUA